Molecule: messenger RNA, 363 nt
Organism: Pelobates cultripes (western spadefoot toad)
Lineage: Eukaryota; Metazoa; Chordata; Amphibia; Anura; Pelobatidae
Source: the annotation of a GenBank genome assembly
AUGCCCAUUAUUCAGUUCCGUGAGGCGGACAUAUCUCUGUAUCAGGACCUCUCCGAUUUUACCCUUGAUACCAGAAGAGCUUUGUGCACCAUCAUGAGUGCAUUCCGAGAGAAAAGAAUCCCAUAUCGCUGGGGAUUCCACUUUAGCCUGCAGACCAAACAAGGAAGCAACUGGGUGUCUGUCUGCUGGCCAGAAGAUAUCCUGAGUUUCCUGAGAGAACUACACCUCCCACUCACCAGAAUCAGGAAUUGUAUUCUGGAGGAUGCCAUCAUGGCGAGGAGGGACCCCCUCACACUCAUACACCCGUACGGACGGCGCCCCACCCAGAAAGAACGGGGAGGCCCAAAUAGCCCGGAAGAAUAG